GUUGCAAUUCACAGCACGUCACAUCAAAGUUACCAAACUGAUAUUAGCUAGUAGAGAUAGCUGAAGCAACCCAUACUUGUGCUAUCGAUCUUUUAAUCCUUUCCGAGCGCUUUAUACGCAAAGGAUGGCUUGCCUUGCCCAUCGGCCCUAUGGAGCAUUCCGAGGAGCUCACGGUCACCAGUCAUGCGUCGCGAGGGUGGCAGGCGUCCCGAGCGUGCCACGCACUAUCUGCCAUGUCGCCGCUGGGUACAAAUCACGCAUUGUAGAGGAGCAGGAGACGCGUGAGUACAAGAUACGGAAGCUUGCUGAAAUCCUGGAGACAUCGACAGACAAAGCUGCAAGCCUCGUCAAGCUGCGCCCUGGACUGCUAGUCGUGCCUAACGGAGAUAUGUCCUUCUACGAGCAGCGCGUUUCCAUGCUUGCCUUUAAGCAUGGAGUUUCGCCCCGCCAAGCAGCCGCGAUGGUCCUGGAGGACCCAUCACUCCUGUUCCACCGCGCGUAAUGCACACGCCUAAUGUGCACAUUUUGACCGGUAGUAUCUUUGCUCGCUUCCGGCGCAGACGUUUGCGAUGUUCCUCGGGCGUGUAUGGCAGUUCGUUGUUAACUGCAGUUAACACGGCAUGGUCCACCGAAUAUCGCCGUCGUCGUAUUGCUUCGGUGCGUUGCCAUUCUAUAUAUGGCUCACUUACAACUGCUUCUGUACUAUAACACCUUACAUAUUGAGCGGCUGGUCUUCUUGUACACUAGGGUUUCCUCAUGUGUACACCUGGACCCGUCGCUCUAGGCGCUCUUCAAAAGGUGGGUGCUACAGGUGCAGCCAUAUGCUGCUAUUGCCUUGGCGCCCUUGUACCGGUUGAUGCCGGCCAGGAUGCAUUGCGGAGACACACACAUCGUGUUGUACAUUCGUAGUGCACGUUUAGUUGCUUGCAGUACGGCAAGCAUACUCUUAACAUUCAAUGCACUGUUUGAAGAAGCGAGAGGUCUCUUCUAUUCCAUGGUAGUUUUGCCGUGUGUUUCGUGCCGGGAGGUUUGCUUGAGGUUGUUUGAUAUAGAGGGUCCUUAUGUAUGCUUUCAUAUUCAGGUCAGUUGCUGUUGCUGCUCUGAUCAGGAGAGUGCGGCGCAUAAGUAGAGUUUGCGGCAUGGCUGGCUGUGUGGAUGGCUGCCCGCGGAAAGAGUAGGUGGCAGCAGGUGCGCCGUAGUAGCAUUUACUACCUGAGGCUGCUGAACUUUUGAAGUGUGUGGGAUGUUGUGUGGGGGAUGCAAAUCUGCUGCAGUCUAUUGUGCAGUCCAAAUGCUCGAAGACUAAAGACGUACCCAAUCGUACUAUCGUACUAGCGCUAAAACGGCUUUGCCAUGCCCUUCUGUGGCACUGUGAGGUGAAGGCACCUAGGUGGAUCUGGGACGAACGGAGGAGGGGAAUUUUAUGGACCCCCGUUGCUGAGACCAAGCUUGCUCCCUUGUCAUGACGGGUCUUGUUUGCCUAACAGCCAAAUCCGAGAGUGCUAAGUUGCAUGUUAUUUGGCGGCAAACGUAUUCAUUCGUUGUAACUGACGGUGUUACUGAUUUGUGCAUGGCUGUGUGUGGAGUGAGGCAAACUAACAGGGAAUCCUUUCCCACGGGGCAUAUAUGGCAUCGGUGCACGGAUGAUUCACAAGUC
Messenger RNA from Astrephomene gubernaculifera, 1657 nucleotides. NCBI's taxonomy places the organism in Eukaryota, Viridiplantae, Chlorophyta, Chlorophyceae, Chlamydomonadales, Astrephomenaceae. The record is from the annotation of a GenBank genome assembly.